CAGCCGGGUAGAUUAAUGUACCGGCACAGGCUGAACGGUAUUAGAAUAUAACACAGCAGCUUUUAACGAUCGCUUAGCUCGCCAAUACAUUCUGUUACAGACUACUUUUCUGCUGAUCUGAAAGCGCGUAGUGGGGGUGUUUUGGGGGACUGAUAUUAGUGGGAAACCUAGGUUUCUUUCGUGUUUUAUUUCACUACCCUCUAGGAAUGCUUACUCAGAACAGGAUACAAAAGAUCUGGAUUCCUUCAAAGGAUGACAAACCGGCGGUGCCCCGGCAAUCAACUGGGGGCCCCCACCUGGCCAACCCCCCUACAGUGAUUGUGAUGGUGGGUCUACCAGCCAGAGGGAAGACCUACAUGUCCAAGAAACUCACCCGAUACCUCAAUUGGAUCGGCAUGCCCACCAAAGUCUUCAACGUGGGAGAGUAUCGCAGAGAAGCAGUCAAGAACUACAGCUCCUACGACUUCUUCAAGGCUGACAACGAGAGUGCCGUGAAAAUCAGACAACAAUGUGCCUUAGCAGCUCUGAGGGACGUUAAAUCUUACCUGACAGAGGAAGGAGGGCAGGUUGCAGUCUUCGAUGCCACCAACACUACUCGUGACAGACGAGACAUGAUCCUGGACUUCGGCAGUGAGAACGGCUUCAAAAUCUUCUUCAUCGAGUCGGUGUGUGAUGAUCCCAGCGUCAUCGCCACAAAUAUCAUGGAAGUGAAGGUGUCCUGCCCAGACUACCAGGACUGCAACAAGACAGACGCCAUGGAAGACUUCCAUAAGAGGAUAGAUUGUUACAGGGUUCACUACGAACCCCUGGACCCAGACCAGUACGACAGGAACCUGUCCUUCAUCAAGGUGAUAGAUGUAGGCAGAAGGUUCCUGGUGAACCGGAUCCAGGACCACGUCCAGAGUAAGAUCGUCUACUACCUGAUGAACAUCCACAUCCAGCCCAGAACCAUCUACCUGUGUCGCCAUGGAGAGAACAUGCACAACCUGGAGGGACGCCUGGGGGGAGACUCAGGGCUGUCGCCAAGGGGAAGAAAGUUUUCUGGGGUGUUGUCGAUGUUCGUUAACGAGCAGAACUUGACGGAUCUGAAGGUGUGGACCAGUCAGAUGUGUUGCAGCAUCCAGACUGCUGAGAGCCUAGGAGUUCCUUACGAACAGUGGAAGGCCCUCAAUGAGAUAGACGCUGGAGUAUGUGAGGAGAUGACGUACGAUGAGGUGAAGGAGAAAUACCCUGAGGAGUUUGCCCUGAGAGACCAGGACAAAUUUUACUACCGCUACCCCACUGGCGAGUCGUAUCAGGACCUGGUCCAGCGGGUGGAGCCAGUGAUCAUGGAGCUGGAGAGACAGGAGAACGUUCUGGUUAUCUGUCACCAGGCUGUGAUGCGCUGUCUGCUGGCUUACUUUCUGGAUAAGAGUGCAGAGGAGAUGCCCUACCUGAAGUGUCCCCUCCACACAGUGCUGAAGCUCACCCCCAUUGCCUACGGCUGUAAAGUAGAGUCCAUCUCGCUCAACGUGGAAGCGGUGAACACACACAGAGAGAGGCCAGAGGAGAUGAAGAAGUAUCCUGGGACUCUGAUCAGGAGGAACAGUGUGACUCCCCUGACCAGCCCAGAGACCAACAUCAAGAAGCCCCGCAUCGACGGCCUGGACGAACACCUCCAGGCGCUGCCCCCCUCGCCCAUGUCCCUCUGCACUCCUUCCCAUCUCACCUUGGCCGGACAGAACAUGAAGAGAAAGUCCAACGAUUGCCAUGAGAUCCUGCAGCUCUGCCAAUGAGAUUGCACCGCCUCGUCACCUGAUCCAAGACCCCAGGAAGUGAUGCCGGCAAAGAAAAUUCAACAAUGUCACCAAAAUCGACAUUGUUGUGUUUUUCCCCCAUCUUCCUCUUUCUGAACAUCACAUGACACUUCUGUUGUCUUUUCUCACACAGACGUGUUAGUGAGUGUCUGGUCUGUGUUAUCUGCCAGUGUUUGUAGUUCAAACACUUUGCCUCUGGGAAAGAGAUAGAGAUAACACUGUACAUUAGAGGUCUUCACGGGUCCACCCAAAUUGCCGAGACCCGAACGGGCCCGGGUCCAAAAAUCUCCCUUUCUUGACACCCUCCUGAGAUCUGAGUGAUGAAUCAUGUAUCCAUGGAUAUAUCACUCUUUUAAAAACAGAUGGAGUCAUUUAGUUUACGAUGUAAACAUUCUCCUAUAGGGAUGCCUCUGAAAUAAUUACUACCCAAAUAGUGUUUAUCACUGACUUGUUGAGGUUGAGCACUUAUUCACUUUUUCGUUAUGAUUUAUUUCUAAAGAUUUGAGUAUCGUACUGUUACUUAAAGGAUGUUAAAUUCACCGAUCUGUGUGCUCAUGUGCUAUGAAAUGCAUGAUAAUGUUGCACAGCAAAGAUGAUAUUCCUGAUGAGUUGUGUGUAUGAAUGUCCAUAGACAUAAUUGUCUCUUUCAGUCUUUCUCUCUGAAAAGAGAUUUGGACCUAGAGUGCCUAGUGCUUGUCCUGCAAGCCCAAUGUUGCUUCUGUACCCAUAUAGCUGGCCAUAGAAAUGCAGACAUAUGCUACCUUCA
Messenger RNA from Coregonus clupeaformis (lake whitefish), 2562 nucleotides. RefSeq names its product 6-phosphofructo-2-kinase/fructose-2,6-bisphosphatase 3. The record is from RefSeq and is a predicted model, not a curated record. Lineage: Eukaryota; Metazoa; Chordata; Actinopteri; Salmoniformes; Salmonidae. The transcript has 12 exons. The coding region runs from base 207 to 1775 and encodes 522 amino acids. Gene Ontology annotation, cellular component: cytosol. Gene Ontology annotation, molecular function: ATP binding; 6-phosphofructo-2-kinase activity; fructose-2,6-bisphosphate 2-phosphatase activity. Gene Ontology annotation, biological process: fructose metabolic process; fructose 2,6-bisphosphate metabolic process.